Molecule: messenger RNA, 906 nt
Organism: Fusarium pseudograminearum CS3096
Lineage: Eukaryota; Fungi; Ascomycota; Sordariomycetes; Hypocreales; Nectriaceae
Exons: 3
Coding region: 1-906 (301 amino acids)
Molecular function (GO): hydrolase activity, acting on ester bonds
Source: RefSeq, a predicted model, not a curated record
AUGCUGAGUUCUUGGGUAGUAGGCCUUUGUGCCAGUUCUUUGGUGCACGCGCUUCCCGUUUCCGAUUAUUACACGGUCAAGGUCCCGCGCCUCAUCGUCUUCGGAGACAGCUUCAGCGACAAUGGGAACGGCUCCUGGGUAGUCAGUAAUGGUACAUGGCCGGCAGACCCGGCUUACUACAGGCAUUCGUUCUCAAAUGGGCUCAAAUGGAAUGAUCUGGUGGCCAAGGACCUUGGUCUUGAGCUGAUCAACCUCGCGACUGGUGGAGCGACAACCAACAACAACUUUGUGGCUGGAGGUACAGGUGCUCAGUCUACAAUUCCUGUUCCUUCAGCUGCUGACCAAGUUUUGUCGUUCUUAUCGUGGGAUAAGCCGAGGCCUGAUGAUGUCUUUGUUCAUUGGAUUGGCGCCAAUGACAUCUUGUUCAACACGAGUAUCACCGGAGGACAGGUUACGAGCCUGAUCAACGAGAAUGUUGACAGAUUAUACCAUGCCGGCGCAAAAAAGAUCAUCCUCGCCAACUAUCUCAAAAUCACAACGUUUCCAGCAACUUACAGCUCACCCGACUACGACAUCCCAAGUGUUGAAGUCUACAGCAGUGCUCUCACCCAAGGUCUCAAAAACAUCGCUGCCGCGUAUUCUGCAUAUGCUCAGACAGCUGUGAUUGACGUAGGCGGUUUAUUCGAGGAUAUAACUUCAGAUCCAGAAACUUAUGGCUUUGAUGAGAAGUAUUUGAACCCGCCCACGGCGUGUCUCACAGGUGUUUAUACGAGCGAGGGUGUACCGCGGCACUUGUGCAAUGAUCCACAGAAACAUGUCUUUUUUGACUCGUAUCACCCUGGGAAAGAGGUGCAUGCGUUGAUUGCGAAAUUGUUUGAACAGGAGAUUCAUCAGUUCUCGGGAUGA